This is a messenger RNA of Lactuca saligna, 349 nucleotides long. The record is from the annotation of a GenBank genome assembly. Lineage: Eukaryota; Viridiplantae; Streptophyta; Magnoliopsida; Asterales; Asteraceae.
CAGGAAUUUAGUCGUUUAGGAUUAAAACAUGUUUCUCGUUUCGGACCCCGUCGCUCUUGGACAUUUACAGCUUGCCAUUUUCGCAAACACUUUGAAAGCAAUACGCUGCACAGACGAAGUGGUCUUUCAUCCCCUUGUUGGAGUUCGAUCGAGUUUAAGCUUAUCUAAAAAGCAAUUCUUCAGGUGUAGCUCGUCCAAGAAAAGUCAACAAACAGCAGCAACAAUGAUGAACAACAUGCAAUCCCAAUCCACAGAGAGGUAUGCGGUUGUGACUGGAGCAAACAAGGGUAUUGGGUUUGAGACUGUUAGACAGCUGGCAGCUGGCGGUGACAGUCGUGUUGACAGCUAG